UUUUGAUGAAAUGUUGAAGUUAUUGGGCUUAAACAUUCAUUUCACGGUGAGAUCCCUAAACUUGGGCCGAGACACUACGCUUGGACAAAGCCCAAUCAGGAUCAGCCCGGCACCAGCUUCGCUCCGAGAAACUACUCACCAGAAUCAGAGUAAAGCUGCAGGCUGAAGCUCCAAAUCAAUGCGGCGCUGCUGCUCUCCCCCUUCCCUCCAACUCCUCGCCGCUGCUGCUACCGACAAUCCCUCCAUGUCUUCUCGCCCCAUCUAUCGAGGAGGUAGUAAUCGAGGUCGGAGAGGCUACUGCGGUCGCACAAUUGGCGGCGAAGAACAGUUCGUGACCGGAGAAUCGCAUUUCCAGUCGGUGAGAGAAGCCAACAGAGGGUGCCGACGAGGGGAGAGAAGUAAUUUUGGUGCCAGCUCUAGUUGGUUUCAGCGUCAACCGUCCAAUCCGCGACAAGCUUUCAAUAAAAGGCCUCAUUUCAAUCCAACUCCGGCGUACGAUCGGAAUCAGCCGUACCAUCAGCGCCCGCAGUUCAAUCCAAAUCGACCAUUCCCUCGACCUCAGAUUUUCUGGCCGACAUCUCCUAAGCCGUCAGAUUAUCGGAAUUGGGAAUAUGCUAAAUCAGAACCUCCGGCCGAUUCCGAGCGGUUUAAAAUUCUCUCAUACAAUAUACUUGCUGACUACCUAGCUAUUAGCCAUCGAAGCAAGCUUUAUUCUCAUAUACCCGUGGACAUUUUGGACUGGGAGUGGCGAAAGGGAAAAAUUAUUUUUGAGCUUGGUUUAUGGUCAGCUGAUGUAAUGUGCUUUCAGGAGGUUGAUAGAUUUCAAGAUUUGGAGGAGUUGUUGAAGCUCCAAGGAUACAGUGGCAUCUGGAAGAUACGAACUGGAGAUGCAAUUGAUGGUUGUGCAAUAUUUUGGCGAGCUUCAAGAUUCAAGUUAUUAUAUGAGGAAGGCAUUGAAUUCAAUAAGCUUGGACUGAGAGAUAAUGUUGCUCAGAUAUGUGUACUGGAGUCAAUGAGUCCUAAAGGCACUAAAAAUACCUCUCUUCACUCAGCCACAAGCUCGUCAGGUUCAAAUAAAGUCGUCAUAUGCAACAUUCAUGUACUUUACAAUCCUAAAAGAGGAGAGAUUAAGCUUGGCCAGGUUAGGGUUCUCCUGAACAGGGCUCAUGCUGUUUCUAAGAUUUGGGAUGGUGCUCCAGUUGUUCUUUGUGGCGAUUUUAACUGCACACCAAAAAGCCCGUUGUACAACUUUAUAUCAGAGCAGAAGAUAAAUUUGAUUGGAUUGGAUCGAAAUAAGGUAUCAGGACAAGCUUCUUCUGAAAUUCAUCAACCAAGGCCAUACAGCCGUAACCCAAGGGCUCAGUCUACUGACAAUUCAAUUCAAGCCACAGCUACAAUUGAUGGCAGGGAAGUUGGCAUGAAGCAAGGCAAUUCUAUUUUUAAUAUGCAGAUGCAGAACAGUUAUGAUAGCAGUGUGAGAAAUGCACCAGUUAUGAACAGCUUGUCUCAGCCCAUAUGUGAUAAACCUGUGCUUGGUAUGCCUGAUAAUUCCUGCUGGGAUGGUCAUUGUGCAAAUAAGAACGGGACACUAGCUAAUGAAGUAACACAAGAAUCACAGCCUGACACUAUAGAUGCCUGCAGGAAUCAAAGAGACUCAAUUAUUUGUGUUCCAGUUGGUAGGUUGAAUGAAAGCCAAUCUCUUAAUGACGAUGGGUCUCUUACAGAUAUAGUGAUUGAUGGUAAUCAUAAUGAAAUCAAAACUCAAGCAGCUUCUUGUUAUGAUUGUGCUGACUUGAUUGAGACAGGAUAUGGAGAAGAAGUUGAUGUCACCUCCACUUCUAUUCUUGGAUCCUUUAGUCAAGAGUGUCCAUCCAAUAUGCUGGCUCAAAAUGAAACCAUGAAGUGUGACAAAGCUACACUCUUAUAUUUGGGUGAUGAUUAUUCAACCGAGGCCAAAGCUACAAAGCCUGUGAAUACUUCUAACUCAGACUCUUCUCUGUCACAGCUGCACUGCCAGUGUUCCUUUUCCAGUGUCAUUGAAGCAUCUUGCUCUGGGAGCACAGGAAAUUUGUCCAUGUCUAUAGCUAAUGAUAAGAAGUGUGAGCAGUCAGCUUCGUGUCUUUCCUCAUCCACAUCUACCAGCAUCGACUUAGCCUUAGAGGGAAAUCAGAAGUUAUCACAAUGUCAUAUAGAUGAAGCUACAAAGGAAGAUGGAAGUUUAGGUGAAGAAAGGAACACCUUUUUAUCAGAAUUGCAUGUCGCUGGAGACCAAUCUGAUGUUGUGAAAUUAGAUCACUCUGAGAAAUGUGACACCAAUACCUAUAGCUUACAGUUGCAACUGCCUGGUGAAGAAAUUCAGGGCGACUUCUCUCCAGGCAUUGGUUCUGUGCCUGUUGAGGCAGAGAAAACUACUUACGAUCCAUCACAAUGGACUCCAAUGGAGAUGGAAACUGCAACGGGUAAUGCAGACUGCACGCUCGUGGAACACCCUCUCAAGCUAAGAAGUGCUUACGUUGAGGCAGAGGAUUGUUCAGGGGCAAGAGAUUCAAAUGGAGAACCCAUGGCAACCAGUUAUAACAGGUGCUUUUUAGGCACGGUCGAUUAUAUUUGGCAUUCCGAAGGUCUCCAAACUGUGAGGGUGCUUGCUCCAAUACCAACACAUGUCUUGCAGUGGACUAGGGGAUUUCCAACAAGGAAAUGGGGCAGUGACCAUAUUGCCUUGGCUUCUGAAUUGGCCUUUACAAAAGGUGUGACCAGUCCUGAUGCAGAAGUUCAAUAGCAAGAUAGGGUUUGGUGGUUUUAGAUUUGUAGGCGGACGGAGCUUCCCACCUGUUCUGUCUGCGUCAAUCCAAACUGCAAAUUUUUCGGUACUGGAAAAAUUGACUGGUAGCCCCAGAUCUGUCUUGCCUUCUUGUAUUCUCUUUGUACAUAUGAACUUGAGUUAAUUUUUCUCUUAUUAUUUGUAGUAAUAGUUUUCGACUAGGGAAUUUUUUUCAUAAGGCCCCGGGCUCGCAUACAGUUUGUUGCUUGAUUUAUACUGUUGCACAAAUAAGAGCUUGGUUGGGAGGCCACUGCUUAGUUUAUUACUAGUUUUGUUUGAUCCAAUUUUUGCAUAUCCUGUAGUGAUUUAAAUCUUCACGUACUUCAUUUAAUGGCAUGUUUCCGUUUUAAUGUGA
Messenger RNA from Malania oleifera, 3176 nucleotides. RefSeq names its product carbon catabolite repressor protein 4 homolog 6. NCBI's taxonomy places the organism in Eukaryota, Viridiplantae, Streptophyta, Magnoliopsida, Santalales, Ximeniaceae. The record is from RefSeq and is a predicted model, not a curated record. Gene Ontology annotation, molecular function: 3'-5'-RNA exonuclease activity. Bases 179 to 2779 code for a protein of 866 amino acids. The transcript is spliced from 15 exons.